Messenger RNA from Pangasianodon hypophthalmus (striped catfish), 5530 nucleotides. RefSeq lists its product as uncharacterized. The transcript is spliced from 5 exons. The record is from RefSeq and is a predicted model, not a curated record. The coding region runs from base 35 to 901 and encodes 288 amino acids. Lineage: Eukaryota; Metazoa; Chordata; Actinopteri; Siluriformes; Pangasiidae.
UUCACCGGUUGUCCUUCCUUGUUCCACUUUUGACAUGUGGAGCUACACACUUCUGUUCGGGCUGCAGAUUUUCACCUUUGCUGCCACUGUGUCUGGUGAACGUUCAGUAAAAGCCAAACUUCAUCACCCUGCUACUCUCACCUGUGACUGGAAAUGUUCUGGUUCACUCAAAUGGACCCUGUUUGAUAAACCAGGCAGUGUUCUGGCUCAGUGUGAUCAGACGUCAUGCAGGUCAGAGGAGAGAUUUAACAUCUCUCAUGAUCAGUACCUGAAGGGGAAUCCACAUCUCACCAUCACUGCAGCUGAUUACAGUACGAGAGGUUUAUACACGUGUCAGUGUGAUGGCAAAGACGUCUGUGACGUGCGGCUCGUCAUUGAGACUCAAGUGAUGAGCCGUGAGAUUACCCCAGGCGAGCCCAUAGACGUGUACUUACCCCUCACUGACCGGGUGGAGGUGAGUUUUACUGCGAGUGAUGCUGCACAACCAUCAGACCUGCAGAUCUGCACCGUGGACAAUGAGAAGACACAGUGCAGUCCAGAUUAUAAAGAGAGAGCAUCUCGCAUCAACACUCUUCAGAUUAAAGAUGGAAACGUCUCUGACAGUGGCAGCUACACAGUACGGGAUGUAGUGAAUGAUGAGACUUUAACCAUUGUAAAGGUCCAUAUGAGAGAAGACCAGCCAGGUUCGGACAUCAGGCAGGAGGGAGGUGUACCAGCGUGUGGGAUUGUACUGAUGCUGCUGCUGCUGCUGGUUGUAGCUGCGUUUGUGGUUCUGAUGGUGAUGUAUGUGCGUCUGAGGAGAGAGAAUCAGCAGCUCCGUGAGAAAGAUGAAAGGAACGGACACGAGCAGCGCCCAAUGAAUGGAAAUGCUAACCAUGAUCCAGGAGAAGAGCAGGACUGAGUACACACUGAGCUUACUGAACCCACAAACACUGAACACUAUUCUAUUAUAAUAAAAUCUUUAGAAUAGAAUAGAAGAGCUUUAUUGUGCUGCACGAUCAGAGUGAAAGUAAGUUUGAAUUUCCUGCUGUUACAUGAUGGAGAAUAUGUCAGUAAUGUAAAUAUAGAGUAACGUCCUUUACAGGAAGAAGUGUGCAGUAUGAGAGUGAGUGCAAGUGCUGAAACAGCAGGGUGGUGGAGCUGUAGGUCACAUACACAAGUGACGGAUGUUGUACAGUCACAGUGAGGUAACAGUGUCGGGGUCAGGGUUAGGGUGUUAAUGGUUCUCAAAUCACGCUGAGCAAAUUGACUUCAGACGUGUUCAGUGGUGUUUAAUGAUGCGUUUCAGUCACGUCUAAUUCAGCACACGCAGGGAAACGUGGUGCUUUUCUUCAUAAUUCAGUAUUAUCCGUAAGAAAGGACCAGAAUAAAUAACUACUGAUGUGAUAAUCAGAGUGUAGACGAGCCACAGUGUGUAAAACUACUGAUCAGGAACUACUGAAACUUCUUUUACUGACUGGUGCUAAGUGAGGACGUGAGUUUACUCCUGUUACAUUCCAUCCACUGACACCCCGUGCCUUAUAGACUUCCCUUUAACCUUUAUUACAGGUAUUAAACACCUCAGUAAGACCUUUUAUAACACAUAAUAACUGAUGCACUAUAUCACCCCGUGCCUUAUAGACUUCCCUUUAACCUUUAUUACAGGUAUUAAACACCUCAGUAAGACCUUUUAUGACACAUAAUAACUGAUGCACUAUAUCACCCCGUGCCUUAUAGACUUCCCUUUAACCUUUAGUACAGGUAUUAAACACCUCAGUAAGACCUUUUAUAACACAUAAUAACUGAUGCACUAUAUCACGCCGUGCCUUAUAGACUUCCCUUUAACCUUUAGUACAGGUAUUAAAGACCUCAGUAAGACCUUUUAUAACGCAUAAUAACUGAUGCACUAUAUCAGGUCACAUUACCAGAUUGAUCUUUAUCAAUCUGGAUCUGAUCCUACAGUCAUGGUACGAGGAAAGUACCCCCUCCUCCAGUUCUAUGUUUUUCGUUAUCAGAGUUAGUUGUUUAGUUAUCAGCAUUCUGAAUGUUGCUUUACUUUUUGGGAAAAAAUGAGUACAUAUUAAAAUCCGUUGUUGUUUUUUUUGUGGUAACAAUUUUUUUUUUUUUUUUUUUUUUUUUUUACAAUUUUCAGUAACAAUCAAUUGUUAGAGAUGCGUGUGUGUUAUUGUCUGUUUGUCUGGUUGCUUUUAUUUCUGAAUUUUAUGUGAGGUCGUAUUAUAUUUCACUCUUCCUGCUUCAGCUUUACCAAAAAUUUCUUCCUCAGGUGUUAUUAGUGUUUAUGUGAAAUAUGCAAAGUGUUUUCGCGUGAAGGAGAUCAGAGGAGACGCGUCUUAAUCAGAGACUUCGCUCUUCUUAUAAAGUGUUUUUAUGGAUAAAGUUAUGAAUGAACCGCAUGUAACCAUGGUUCCCCGAGGGAACGAGACGCUGCGUCGAAACACUAUGGGAACGCCCUCAGCGUGACCACGCUCUGAAUCACAUGUGUAAUCAGUCCAAUGGAUGGGCGAGAAGUCACGGGCGGGGUGACGACACGGAAGCUUAAAAGCACAAGCGGUGGAUACAGCGGCAGCUUCUGAGAAAUGAAGCAAGCACUCACAGGGAUGCCGGAAGUAUGGCACUGAGACGCAGCGUCUCGUUCCCUCGGGGAACCAUGGUUAUAUGCAUAACCUAGAGACGUUCCCCUUUAGGAACUCGAGCUGCGUUGAAACGAUAUGGGAACGAGUAUGCCCACUUCACCAGACUUACAAAUCCCUGCUGAGUGUGGAAGAGCACAGCUAGGGUGAGAGAACAGAAGAGCCUGGAGUGGCUCGCAUAUCGAGGCCAUAGAACCUGACACACACACAGUUAAGCCUCUGCUGGUCGGGCUCCCAAAAGGGAGGAAGACAGAAGGCCUGGAGCACGACAGGCCGUGGUGUAGAGGAGGGAACUUUAGGAACAUAACCCGCUUGAGGGUAGAGAAACGCUUUGGCCAGACCAGGCGCAAAGUCUAAAUAAGAGGGGGCCACUGAGAGGGCCCGAAGAUCCCCAGCUCUCUUUAGAGAGAGCCUCUAACACCACAGCCAGGCCCCACGGAGGGACACAAGAUCGUACCGGAGGCCUCAGCCUCAGCACACCGCGGAGGAAACGUGUAACUAUGGGGUGUCUGCCCACAGACCAACCCUGCGGAGAAUCGGGCUUGCACCCACACCCAAAGCUUCCACCACUCCGGGCGAGGGUGGACCCACCUGUGAGAGGAGAUCCCUCCUGACGGGAAUCUCCCAUGGAGAGCCGUCGAGAAGGGAAAUCAGGUCCGAGAGCCGUACUCGGCCCGGCCAGAACGGGGCUACUACAACAGAAGGACCCCGUCCCGGCGCACUCUCUCCAGAACUCACGGGAGCAGAGCGAUCGGGGGAAAGGCAUACAGAUGAAGCCUCGGCCACGUCCCAGAGGGGACAGUGCGACGUCUCCUGAGUCGCAAACAGAUCCACCUGAGCCUGGCCAAACACUCUCCAUUCCCCGGGCCUCGGCCCCUGCCUCGACAGGAUGUCUGCUCCCAUAUCGAGAUGUCCAGGGAUGUAAACUGCUCUCAGUGAAAGGAGUUUCCCCUGGGACCACACAAGGAUCUGGCGCGCCAGCCUGUAAAGGGGGCGCGAACGCAGACCUCCCUGGUGGUUGAUGUAAGAGACCACUGCUGUGUUGUCGGUGUGCACCAACACAUGGCGAUCUCUUGGGUCCGGGAGAAAGUGUUUCAAUGCUAGAUACACGGCCCUCGUCUCCAGGCAGUUGAUGUGCCACGUGAGAUGGAGGCCGCUCCACAGACCGCCGGCUGCGCGGCCACUCAUGACCGCUCCCCAACCGGUGAGAGAUGCUUCCGUCGCUAGCGUUAUGCGGCGACAAGGAGCUCCCAGCACCGGGCCCUGAGACAAGAACCAAGGUUCCCUCCACAUGUCUUAGGCACGUAGGCACCGCCGCGUGACCUUGAUCAUGCGAAGCGGGUUUCCUCUCGGGGAGAACCCCUUGGUCUUGAGCCACCACUGUAGGGGUCUCAUGUACAGCAGGCCAAAAGGUAUCACGUUGGACGCAGCUGCCAUCAGACCCAGCAGUUUCUGGAACUGCUUUACAGUGAGUGACCGGCCUUCUCUCAUUCUCGUGACUGCUGUGAGGGUCGAAUCGAUCCGACGUGCCUGCAUCGUGGUCGAAUCCCACACCACGCCCAGAUAAGUGGUUCUCUGUACUGGAGAAAGCACACUUUUCUUGGCGUUUAGUCUUAACCCCAGCUCUUUCAUGUGGGCGAGAAUGACAUCUCGAUGCCAAACCACCGCCUGCUCCGAUUGAGCUAAUAUCAACCAAUCGUCGAUAUAAUUCAGUAUGCGGCUGCCCUGGAGUCGCAGAGGAGCCAGAGCAGCAUCCACACACUUCGUGAAAGUGCCGGAUGAGAGUGCCAGGCCGAACGGAAGAACCCGAUAUUGGUAAGCUUCGCCCCCGAAAGCAAGCCUCAGGAACUGCCUGUAUUGGGGAAGGAUGGAGAUAUGGAAGUAUGCGUCUUUUAGAUCGAUUGUGACAAACCAGUCCUCGGAGCUGAUCUGAGACACGACUUGUUUGAUCGUGAGCAUCCUGAACUUCAUUCGCAUGACUGAGUGGUUCAAUUGACAGGGUGGCAGAGUUGGCAGAUCAAUCUCCUGAGGGCACUGAGGAGAGACGGGCACCGUAUGAUGAGGUUUACACCGCUCUUCGCCAGAGGGGCCUGCCCUCAGAAGUCCUGGGCCACCAGCGUCAGGAAUUCUUGGCCAAGGUCUUUUCAGACAGAAGACCGGUCCGCAGAUCCGGCUUCGCCUUAGAAGACCCCGGCUUAGAGCAUAUGUUUUUGUGCCUCCCGGUAUGAGGAGCUGGUACACGGAGGGGGCUGCUCCCGCCCGGCAGCCCCAAGCGCUAGAGAGCGGCGAGGGAGGAACCGCCGGCUUGUCUGAGCUCGGAACGAUGAAGUACCGGCUGUAGAACCCAGACUCUCUGUUGUAAGGAGGGACCACCUCGAUGGCCUCCUUCCUCAAGAGAGUGUUUACUUCGUGUUCCAUUACCAGAGCCUGCUCGGGGCCCACCAAAGUGGGAAGAACCCCGCAAAAACGAGGCGGUGGUGAACCAAAUUGGAUAGCCUCUCUCUACAGUAUGCAGGACCCAUUGAGACACAUUUGGCAGAAGUUUCCACGCUGCCAAAUAGUCUACUAAGGGAAUCAGUCUCUCGAGACUGACCUCUGGUGUAAUGAGAGCGGCUAUCUCGGUGCCCUGAAGCGGCGGACCGGCAGGGGACGGCCGAACUAGCUGCUCUGGAGACCUCUGGAGAGGUAGCGAGCCUCCCAGUACCGCUACGUUAAUACUGUUUUUUUACUGUUUUUGUUUUUUACUGCAUUUUUUUACUGUGUUUUUUAACUGUUUUUGUUUUUUACUGUUUUUGUUUUUUUACUGCAUUUUUUACUGUGUUUUUUGAACUGUUUUUGUUUUUUACUGCAUUUGUAUAGAAAGUAAUGUCACAUGAAACAUUAAAGUGUGCGUUUCUUGA